Molecule: messenger RNA, 655 nt
Organism: Astyanax mexicanus (Mexican tetra)
Lineage: Eukaryota; Metazoa; Chordata; Actinopteri; Characiformes; Acestrorhamphidae
Gene: sst1.2
Product: somatostatin 1, tandem duplicate 2
Exons: 2
Coding region: 99-467 (122 amino acids)
Biological process (GO): regulation of cell migration
Cellular component (GO): extracellular region
Molecular function (GO): hormone activity
Source: RefSeq, a predicted model, not a curated record
CAGAACCACAACAGAACCAGAACCACAGCUAGCCCUGUCUCUACUGCAGCCAGAACUCUCCGCAAGCAGAAGCUGAACAGUCGAACGUCACCGGGACGAUGAAGGUGUGUGUGCUGCAGUGUGGCCUGGUCCUGCUGGGCUUAGCUCUGGUUCUGUGCAGCAGCGGCGCCUCCUCUCAGCCGGAUCUGGACCUGGAUGUGGACCUGAGACACCGCAGACUUCUGCAAAGAGCUCGCGCCCUGGGCAUUGCUGCACAGGAAUGGAAGAAGAGGGAGAUGGAGGACCUGCUAUCCCAGCUCACCCUGCCCGAGUCUGAGUUCCAGGAAAGUGAGAUUUCUACACUGGGGUCUAAACAGGAUGUCCGAGUGGAAAUGGACCGUUCAGCCGAGAAUCCCAACAGCCUGCCCCCUCGAGAGAGAAAGGCAGGGUGCAAAAACUUCUACUGGAAAGGAUUCACUUCCUGCUGAGGCCCCACCCAUCCACCCACAUGACCUUAACCUGCCAGCUGAGUCCCUCCUCCUAAAAGCUCCGCCCCUACAAAAGACCAACGAGGUCAAAUCAUUAGUUGAUUGGCUGUGUCAGUAUCAGUCGACCAAAUGAAAUUGUAAUGUAACUUAAUUUAUGUUUAUGAAAUAAAGUGUAAUAUUUCAUUUGA